Molecule: messenger RNA, 1161 nt
Organism: Hirsutella rhossiliensis
Lineage: Eukaryota; Fungi; Ascomycota; Sordariomycetes; Hypocreales; Ophiocordycipitaceae
Exons: 1
Coding region: 1-1161 (386 amino acids)
Source: RefSeq, a predicted model, not a curated record
AUGGUCUCCAAACUGUCCAUCGUUGUUGGCAUCGCCGCCACGUUGCAGAGCGCUGUUGCACAGGAGCCCAUCAAAGGGCCUCUCGACAAUUAUCCGGCCGACAAUAUCGCGACCCUGGCCCCCUUUCCUGGAUACCAGGAUGACCACUGCGCGCCUGCAGGCCCCAACAUCCGUUGGAACGCUACUUACUUCCCCUGCCGCUACACCAUGGAAAUGGACCGCGACUGUGCCAAGCCGGUGGAUGCGAACGCCCCCUUGGCAGAUAAGCAGGCCAAGUGGGAGGAGCAGCGCAAGUGCCUGUGCGUCGAGCACCCCGACUACUUCGACGCUGCUGGUAGGGGCUGUGUUGGCUGCAAGAAGGCCUAUCAACUCGAGACCGAAGGAAACUACAACCAGUAUAUCGGUCGUUUCAAGGCGCUCAAGGGCGAGGCUUACUGCGAGGCCAAGGUCCUGACAGGUGACUAUGCCAAGCACUACGCCGACCUCGAUUCCCAGUACCCGGCAACUUACGAAAACAUGCCUACGCCGUUGCCCCCGAAAUCCAUCCCCGUUGAGGCGUACUGGGACCGUGACAAUAAGAACAAGGAGUUUGCGCGGCCCGAUGCCAAGGCCAAGGCCAGCACCACUGAAACGGGCGUCGCCAACCUGCCGCCCGUCAUCAUGAACAGAUUCGGCUACGUCGAGUCGUCGCCGGCCACCAACAGCUCCAAGUUUACCAAGACCAAGCAAACCGCCGUUGGUGCCGCCAUCAUCGUCAACAGGCAGAUCAUCGCCAAUGCCGAAGGGUGGAAAGUCGUCAACGAACCCCAGCAGCCAAUUGUUUACAGGUUCAACGACGACUUCCCUAUCACGGAGUUCCGCUCACCCGAGAUCCUCGUUGACUUUUCUCCCUGCUCCUGCGCCAAGUCCGUCGUUCCCGCGGGCAGCCAGCCGGUCAUUAACGAGAAGAGCAUCCAGGUCUUUACUGAAUUUGUCAAGACAGUCGGAUUCACCGUUUCUGAGCAGCCGCAGCAGCAGUGCCAGGGCUGCACAGUUUAUGUGGAGCUGAAGACGCAUUCCGACUCUGCCCUGAGCUCUGGCAGCACCACCCCCGUCACCGUUGAGAACAAGGCGCAAUUGACGGUCGAGGGGAACGCCCAAGUCAAGGACAUUUCUUGCUAG